UACAGCAAAGACUGAUGAAAUAGUUAAUAUGGAACUGGGAACUAAAAUUAUAAUAAAGGGCGCGAGAAAACAAAAGCGUGCAUACCACAGACUUAUUAAGGAUAUGAAUAUUAAAUGUUGUGAUAAGCCUACGAAAAAUAUACUGAUUUGCAAUGCAGGAUUAUCAACUGGUUUUGAUAAAGUGAUGUUACAGAAUAUCGUUUCUCCUAUAAUAUCUAAUUGUGAAUUCAUCAUGCCGCAAGGACGAUCUUAUUGUUUCAUUAAAUGUCAGUUAGAAACUGAUGCUAUUGAAUUGUACAAUAAAAUACAUGGACGUUUUAAAUUGAAUGGUCAAAAUACACCGUUGUAUUUGACGUAUACUGAAUCAGUACCAAAUUUAUAUAAGGAUGUACGUGAUUCUGUAUUACCACCUGGUCUUAAGCUAAUAGAAAAUUUUAUAAAUGAAGAAGAAGAGAAGUCCUUAUUGAACAUAAUUGAUUGGACAGAAAUGGGAUCUUUUUCAUCUGAUCUGAAGCAAAGAAAAGUAAAACACUUUGGAUAUGAAUUUCAAUACCAUUCAAAUAAAGUGGAUCCUAAUUUACCAAUUAUACCAAUUCCAGAAGAAUGUAAUUUUUUACAAGAUUUAUUUAAAAAACAUGGAUGUGGAGCAUAUGACUAUGAUCAACUUACUAUCAACCAUUAUUUACCUGGUCAAGGAAUACCUCCACACAUUGAUACACAUAGUCCUUUCGAAGAUACUAUACUUUCUUUAUCAUUGAGUUCUUCGUGUGUUAUGAAUUUUAAAAAAGGAGAUAUGAAAGUCGAUGUUGUUCUACCUCAACGUUCAUUGUUAGUUAUGACUGGUGAAGCUCGUUAUGCAUGGACACAUGGAAUUUCUUCGAAAUAUAAUGAUUUAAUUGAAACUACUAAUGGAGUUAUGAAACAAACGCGAGGUGUAAGAACUUCAUUCACAUUUCGAAAAAUACGAACAGGUCCUUGUUCUUGUAUGUUUAUAGAAUAUUGUGAUUCAAAGAAGGACUCCUUUUCUUCUUUUGUAGACAAUAAGUCAGCAGCAGAAUUAGAACAAUCUUAUGUACAUAAAGUAUAUGAUGAAAUCUCAGAUCAUUUUAGUGAAACUCGAAGUAAAGGCUGGCCUAAUGUAAUCAAAUUUUUAAACAGUUUAAAUGAUGGUGCAUUAGUAGUAGAUGUUGGUUGUGGAAAUGGCAAAUAUCUUCAAACAAAUAAAAAUAUUUUUAAAAUUGGCUGUGAUCGAAGUUUUAAAUUAGCAGAAAUAUGUAGAGAACGAAAUUUUGAAGUACUUUUAUCUGAUUGCUUAAAUUUACCAUAUAAAGACAAUUCUGUAGAUUCUGUGAUAAGUAUUGCUGUUAUUCAUCAUUUGUCAACUCAAGAAAGAAGAAAAAGAGCAAUAUCUGAAAUGGUACGAAUACUUCGACCAUAUGGUAAAUGUUUGAUCUACGUAUGGGCAAAAGAUCAAAAUAGAAAUUCCAAGCAAUCUAAUUAUUUAAAAUAUAAUACAAAUAAGAAAAAUGAAAAAGAAAAUGAUAAAUGUAUAUUACAAAUAACUGAUCAAAAUUUGUUACUUCCUAUACAUAGAAAUCGUACAGAAUUUACUCACAGCGAUAUGCUUGUACCUUGGAAAAAAAAAAGUGGUGAUAAUUUUCUUAGAUAUUAUCAUCUUUUUGAAGAAAAAGAAUUAUCAGAAUUAUGUUCAGAGAUUCCUUUCGUAUUGAUCAAGAAUACUUACUACGAUCAAGGUAAUUGGUGUAUAAUUUUAGAAAAGAAUAUAUAAGAGUGUAUAAAAAUAAAGAUACCAAAAUAAAAUUGUUUUUGUAAUACCUAUUUUGAUAAUUGUACAUACACAUAUAUAUAUAUAAUAUAAAAAGCUUUAUUUUUAUACAUAAAUCAUUUUGUUACAUGAUUUUUUUCAAAAGUUUAGAACAGCCAUGUCUUGAAUCUUCAUUUUUAAAAUCAGAGAAUUACAUCUGUACUCAUCCCUGGUUUUAUAAUAUUUUACACCAAUAAAAUUAAAUUAGUUUAAUAUAAAAUUUUACACCAAUGCCAGCCUUAAGGCUGUUCAUCAUCUUUCUCUCGAAGCGUACGUGACUUUAGCGACAAAUAUGGACAAAAUAUGAACUACAAAUGCAAGCGAAGAACGCUAUUCCCAUCGUGGACAUAUCCUAUCAGUGUAUAAGCUUGUAGUAUAUACUCUUAUGCAUAAAUAAUAAUCGGUUUUUUAUAGGUAAAGUAAGUAGUCUAGUAAGCUAUAAUUUAAUAUUUCAAUCUCUCAUGUAUAUAUAUAUAUAUCUUUUUUGUUAUAGUAGUGUCCAUCUUACAAUGAUUCGUGCUAGAUACGAUGUUGAUAUAAAUUUGUUUCACGACAAAUGCAUAAAAAAUAAUAAAUAUAAUGAACAUAUAUAAUAAUUAGUACAUAAAUUUGCUAAUUUAAAGAAAUUAUCUUUGAAUUUAAUUAUAUCUUAUUUAUUUAUCUGUAAAAGUAUUAUUGACAAUGUAAAGUGUUAGUAUAUUAUAAUUAUAAUACUUAUAUUAUAAUCAGAAUUAAAUUGAAGAGAAUUUGAAAAUACAUUGAAUUAUGCAGCCAUUCGCCUGGUAAUACUUGCGUUGCGUAUUUAUCAUAAGAUUUCAAUACAUGGCAAAUAUUAUCGAUCCAGGUCCCACUACGUGGAAGUUGCUGCAUAUGGAGACUCACAGGAUAAUGCUGACUCUACUCUAAAAUCCACGUUCCGCUAUACCGAUCCGCAAUGUCUGUCUGUUUCGGGAGCUUUAGACUUCUUAACUAAUAGAAGAUGUAUGAGAUCCCGCUUACAAAUGGCUCCACCGUCCGACACCCUUAGCUUCAAACAUGACCUAUUAUUAAACACGAUCGUUCGUGCUUUUCGAAUUUUGAACAAUAAAAACGCAAUCCUCGGUAGAACUUUUAAUCGCAUCCAAGACGUUCACAUGUGUGUUAAAAUAACGCUGACUCUAUUCUAAAAUCCCCGAUCGCGAGGUAAUCUAAUCAAAUUUUUGAACGAAUAAAACAAAGUCCAUGGUAGGAUUUUUAAUUGAGUCCAAAUAUUCAUGUGAAUUUUAGAAAAAUAGUGACUCUACUCUACUCUAAUCCGCGUUCUCCGGGUGACAUGAACAAUCGAAACGAAGUUUAAUCGCGCCUGCGAACAUCUACGUCUGUGUUCGCCCACAGGCGCGAGAGUGUUCUCUUAUCCUUCCCGUAUCCUUGUGUAAAAAUCGAUGAUCAAUCGAGCCAUUCGACGAUACAUCAAAAUUAUCCAAUCGCAGAUGAAUCUAUUCCUCGAUGAUCCCUCGAUGAUCCCUGGAAAAGAAGAAGAUGAAGAAUAGAAGGAGAAAUCAGUUCUACACGAUGCUGAGACAGCAGCCCGCACAAAGGUUCACACUUAUAGGCUCUACUCAUAGAUCCCACCCGAGAUUUAUAUAAUAAUAAUUAAUAAGAGUAAAUAAGAAUAAAUAGGAAUAACAGCGAACAUAAGUGCGAUCGAAAACUUGUCUGUACGUUUCUCUAAGAAAUUAUUUUAGAAUUCUAGUAUAUCCGAUUCAUUUAUUUAUUGAAGUAUGAUUAUCAAUGUAAAAUGGAAAUACAUUAAUGUCAUUAGUUAGAAUUAGAAAAAAAACAUUUUGCAAAAGCAUUAAAAUGUGUACUCAUUCGCUCGAUAAUACUUGCAUUCUAUAAAAUUUCAAUAUAUCACAAGUGCUAUCGAUCUAGAUCUAGAUCUAGAUCUCACCACGUGGACGUUGCUGCAUCUGAAAACCCAUUUAUGACCUCCCGUACAAAAAUCUAAAGCUGUGUAUUCAAAACUGUCAAUUUUCAUAUAUUGUGCAUUGUUCAAAUGUUAAUAAAAUAAUCUUAUUUAUUAAUUAUACCUUUCUGAGUUCGCGAUCAGUGGAUCGCAAACUCGACGAAGGAUCUAGCUGAAUGGAACUAGCUAAAAAGAAAUAAGGAAAAAAAAUAUGUAUAUUACUUAUAUGAAAGACAUAAUUCUGAAUUUAAUUUAAUCUGAU
Messenger RNA from Vespa mandarinia (Asian giant hornet), 4032 nucleotides. Its product is annotated as tRNA (carboxymethyluridine(34)-5-O)-methyltransferase ALKBH8. Lineage: Eukaryota; Metazoa; Arthropoda; Insecta; Hymenoptera; Vespidae. The record is from RefSeq and is a predicted model, not a curated record. Gene Ontology annotation, molecular function: tRNA binding; tRNA (5-carboxymethyluridine(34)-5-O)-methyltransferase activity; S-adenosylmethionine-dependent methyltransferase activity. Gene Ontology annotation, cellular component: cytoplasm; nucleus. Gene Ontology annotation, biological process: tRNA methylation; tRNA wobble uridine modification.